AUUCCAUCCUCUUUUAUGCAUCUUCAGAAACUAGAAUUGUGGUGGAUGGAUGAUUGCGUAAACCUACAAGUCAUUCCAGACCACCUGAACUUGGCUUCUCUUGGAAUUGUCGAAAUGAACGGAUGUUCAAAAUUGAGAAAGUUUCUGUUUAUUUCAACUACUUCACCGAGAUUGAGUAUAUGUGGGGACUCUUUUCGACAACGGCCGCCAUCAUCUGAUUGCAUCAAAGAUCUUCAUCAGCUAGAGCAACUCUCCCUUGAUGGAUGUAGAAGACUCGCAUCAUUGCCAGAGCUCCCUGGUUCGAUCAAAUCCUUAAAUGCGGAAGAUUGCGAAUCACUGGAGACCGUGUUUUGCCCUUUGAAUAGCAGUCCAAAUGCAGUACUCGAUUUCACCAACUGCUUCAAAUUAGGCCAACAAGCACGAAGAGAAAUUAUCCACCGUUCCUUGUCUUGUGAAUGGGUUAUCUUACCAGGAAAAAAAGUACCUGCCAAGUUUGAUCACCGAGCCAGAGGAAGUUCAUUGACCAUUAGAAUUCCCUAUGGUAACAAUCCUCUUUCUGCUGUAUCUAUAUUGAAGCUUUGCGUUGUGGUGUCACCUAACCAUCAAAUCAGCAAAAAAAGUAGACAUUCAGAAUACUUAGUGUGCCGCUGCAUAAGCAAAGGCGACCUAGACCCCGUUGUUGAGGAGUUUUGCGUAAGCUAUGUCUCCAGAUAUCGAUCUGAACAUCUACUUAUAUUUCACCCUCGCUUGCCAUUCAUCUUCCCCUCCGAAGUCAGCAGAGAGACAGUGUUCGAAUUCAGCAGCAAAUCUCACGAAUUCGACGUUAUUGAAUGUGGUGCCAAAGUGUUUGAAGACAAGAGCAUCCAAGGGAGCUAUGAAUCUGGAUCAGACCAAGUGUCUGAAGACCACAUUGAUUACCUCACUGAUGGGAGGUACGAAUCAUGUGAAGACGAUAUUAAUAGUCUGAUCGACGAGAGCCUUGAGUUGAACCCAGCGAAUCCUUUACAGGCGACACCGUAUGAAUCAAGUGAGGAGCGCGAAUGGAGUGAGGACGAAUACGAAUUGAGUGAACAGUACCGCCAAAGCAGACGACAAUUUCGAGCUCAGUGCCGCCGAAGAAGUGAAUCUCAACGGACGAUAGAGGAAUUUGAGAAAAAAAAGAUCCCGAAGUAAUACAG
Raphanus sativus (radish) is the source of this 1178-nucleotide messenger RNA. Its product is annotated as disease resistance protein RML1B-like. The record is from RefSeq and is a predicted model, not a curated record. The coding region runs from base 16 to 1173 and encodes 385 amino acids. The transcript is spliced from 2 exons. Lineage: Eukaryota; Viridiplantae; Streptophyta; Magnoliopsida; Brassicales; Brassicaceae.